Molecule: messenger RNA, 1089 nt
Organism: Lodderomyces parapsilosis
Lineage: Eukaryota; Fungi; Ascomycota; Pichiomycetes; Serinales; Debaryomycetaceae
Gene: HGH1
Product: Hgh1p
Exons: 1
Coding region: 1-1089 (362 amino acids)
Source: RefSeq, a predicted model, not a curated record
AUGCCCACAGAACUUGAAGAAUUGGUUGGGUUUCUACACUCACCGCAACCUGCUGUUGUUCAAAUAGCAUUGGAUAACCUUGUUGGGUUCUCUACCGGUGCUCAUCAACAAGUGUUUGCUUAUGACAAUCAUGAAGCAAUAAAAGAUCUUAAAAAAUUGAGUCAAUCCAAUAGUAAAACUUUGGUGAGACAAUCUGUCACCAUUCUUGCUAAUUUAUGCGAUGACAUAACUAUGAGAAACUUAAUUGUUGAAGAUUUGGACUAUUUGAAAUUUUUAGUGUUCAAGAUUGUCACUCUUGAAAACUCCAAUGCUGACAUCAUGUGCAUACUUUUGAAUAAUUUGGCCAAAAAUGACGCCAUAAACAAAGUAUUUGAGUUUGAAGUUGAGUUAAAUGAUGCUCAAAAGCAAGCAUUUAGUUCAUCAAAGGCUAUUGAUUGUUUAAUGGAUUGUUUUGUCAAGGGGAAUGAUUACAAGUUGAAUACACAUGCAAAUUUUGAUUACCUUGCGUACUUUUUUGCUGACUUGUCGAGGUAUCAGCAAGGACGUUCGUAUUUCAUUACUGAACAAGCCUAUGAUAAUGUCGUGCCCAUUUCGAAAUUGCUUGUCUUUACUGAAAAAUAUGACGAUAAAAUUAGAAGAGAAGGUGUCGCAUUCACCAUCAAGAAUGCGUUAUUUGAUACCAAUGCCCACAUGAGGUUAUUAACCGAUUCAAAAAUUAACAUACUACCGUUCUUACUUUUACCGUUGGCCGGCCCUGAAGAGAUUGAUGAAGAAGAAGUUUUCGACUUGCCUGAUGAAUUGCAAUUGUUACCUCCAGAUAAGACGAGGGAACCAUUAACAAGUAUUCAGUGUACUCAUUUAGAAUCUUUGCUUUUAUUGUGCACAACUAAACCAGCUAGGGAAUAUUUCAGGGAGAAGCGAGUAUACUCCAUUAUAAGAGAGUUGGAUAAAGCAAGUCAAGACGAAAAUGUGAGGGACUUGUGUAACAGGAUUGUCCAAUUGUUACAAAGAGAUGAAGCUCCCGAAUCAGCUGAAAUCGAAGCAAUGGAAAGUGACGAAGAUGAUGACAAAAUAGUGGAGAUUGUGUAG